ACCAAGCGCCAGCUUCACUGUUUACGUUCAACUUCCGCGACUUUUACAACUUUCAGUCAUUUAAACAAGUCGUAACUCAGUUGCUGUUGUCAAUUAACAGGUAAUUUUUCAUGCCGUUAACUUGUUUCUGUCUUGGUAACUUCCGUUAGUGUCGUUUUUGACGGACGUUGAAGGCCUUCUCGAAUUUCUAACACUGUUGUUGGUGCAGUUAGCCUGAAGCUAACGAGAUAGCGCAUCGCAGAAUGGACAGUGAAAUUCAGAGAGACGGGAGAGUCCUGGACCUCACCGAUGAUGCUUGGAGAGAAGACAAACUGCCGUAUGACGAUGUCACCAUCCCUCUGAGCGAACUGCCAGAGGCAGAGCAGGACAAUGGAGGCUCGACAGAAUCUGUGAAAGAACAGGAGAUGAAGUGGACUGACCUCGCCUUGCAGAGUCUUCACGAAAACACACCGAGCAGUGGCAGCUGAAUGCACAGACUGAUUUUUUUUUUCUUCCUGAAAAAUCCACUUUAUUUAUACGCUCCAGUGUCUGCUUUAAAACCAGACAGAUGUGAAACGAAGUGCUCCUUGUCUGAUUUUACAUCACACACACUGUAUUUCUGGUCAGUGCUCUUGAACACUUCAAGUGCAGCCCAUGUUAAACAUCUCAUUUUGCCGUCUCUCUCUCUCUCUCUGUGUGGUCCUGGAACAAUCACAACAUUGUUCUCUUUGUUUUGUCCUCUCUUGAAACAUCUUGGAGAAGUUUUGAAUGUUGAAAAUGUCAGUCAUUUUCACUGUUUAUUUGCGGACUUUCCCAUGAUCUUCCAGACAUAAUCAAUGUGGGCUGAAGGGUGUCUUUAUGACCCACCAAAAUGAUCCAACAGUGUGAAAUAUUGUCUGUAGUUGUAGUAAAAUGUUUUUGUUUAUUGUGUG
Cynoglossus semilaevis (tongue sole) is the source of this 911-nucleotide messenger RNA. It is a transcript of the gene anapc13, whose product is annotated as anaphase promoting complex subunit 13. Gene Ontology annotation, cellular component: anaphase-promoting complex. The transcript is spliced from 2 exons. Gene Ontology annotation, biological process: protein K11-linked ubiquitination. Bases 243 to 467 code for a protein of 74 amino acids. Lineage: Eukaryota; Metazoa; Chordata; Actinopteri; Pleuronectiformes; Cynoglossidae. The record is from RefSeq and is a predicted model, not a curated record.